Molecule: messenger RNA, 3207 nt
Organism: Drosophila takahashii
Lineage: Eukaryota; Metazoa; Arthropoda; Insecta; Diptera; Drosophilidae
Product: nardilysin
Biological process (GO): proteolysis
Molecular function (GO): metal ion binding; metalloendopeptidase activity
Source: RefSeq, a predicted model, not a curated record
UAUAUAUUUUUAAAAUUAUUCGUACUGAGGAUGUGUUUCAAGCCACGCCUCGGCUUACACAGAAUUACGAAGCAGGUGAAUAAAUGGCUGAAUCGUCAACAGUACGCCGCUAUAAGUACGGCCGCAGUAGUGGUCCAAUAUCAUGAGGAACCGGACAAGUCGGAUGGUGACCGAAAGCUUUACCGUUCCUUGAGCCUAUCGAAUGGAUUGCGAGCCAUGCUAAUAUCUGAUCCCUAUAUUGAAGAUCCACCAAUCCAGCAGGCGUCCAGUGAAAGUAUGAGUUCCUCGAUUGAGCAUUUUCAUGGCAAAUUAGCAGCUUGUGCUGUACUUGUGGGCGUUGGAUCGUUCAGUGAACCGCGACAAUAUCAGGGAUUAGCCCAUUUUGUGGAACACAUGAUAUUUAUGGGAUCUGAGAAAUUUCCCGUUGAGAAUGAAUUUGACUCGUUUGUGACGAAAAGCGGAGGAUUCAGUAAUGCGCAUACUGAGAACGAGGAGACCUGCUUCUACUUUGAGGUGGAUGAGACGCAUCUCGAUAGGAGUAUGGAUCUCUUUAUGAAUUUGAUAAAGGCUCCACUGAUGCUUCCGGAUGCCAUGAAUCGCGAACGCUCGGCUGUGCAGUCUGAAUUCGAGCAGACCUAUAUGAGAGAUGAAGUGCGUCGGGAUCAGAUUUUGGCGAGCUUAGCUAGUGAUGACUAUCCGCAGGGCACUUUCAGCUGGGGUAACUUAAAGACCCUUCAAGAGGGCGUCGAUGAUGGCCAGUUGCACAAGGAACUUCACAAGUUUUGCCGUGAUCACUACGGUGCCAAUCGAAUGAUAGUGGCAAUCCAGGCUCAACUUUCGCUAGAUGAACUGGAGGAAAUGCUAAUGCGACAUUGUGCAGAUAUACCGGUUAGCCAAGAGAACUCAGUUGACGUCUCGAGGUUUAAUUACCAAACAGCCUUUCGUGAAGAGUUUUUCAAUGAUGUCUUCCUCGUUCAGCCCGUUGAAGAUGUAUGCAAACUGGAGUUAACUUGGGUUGUGCCACCCAUGAAGAACCUGUAUCGCAGCAAGCCGGACUAUUUGAUCUCACAACUUCUGGGCUACGAGGGAGUUGGCAGUCUCUGUUCGUAUUUACGUCGACGUCUCUGGUGUAUUAGCGUGAUGGCAGGAGUGGGCGGCAGUAGUUUUGACUCAAACUCGAUAUACUCCUUGUUCAAUAUUUGUAUUUACCUAACUGACGAUGGGUUCGAUCACUUGGACGAGGUAUUGGAGGCGACGUUUGCUUGGAUCAAACUUAUCAUUAAUAGCGACCAACUUCAGGCUUCUUUUAAGGAACUUCAACAAAUAGCAAAUAAUAAUUUUCGAUUUCAAAUUCAAAUGCCCUCCAUUGAUAAUGUUCAAAGCAUGGUGGAGAGCUUGAAUUACCUGUCACCGAAAGAUGUGCUCACAGGACCUCAGCUUUACUUUCAAUACGAUGAAGCGGAUAUUGAGCUUCUAAGGCAGCAUCUAGAUAAAUUUAAUUUUAACAUAAUGAUCUCAUCGUACAUGCCAUAUGAGGGAAAUGAAUACGAUCAGAAGGAACCUUGGUUCGGAACUCAAUACAAAACCAUUCCGAUGCCUUCAAAAUGGGUAGACAUGUGGCAAGAACCGGCAACACUGAAGGAAUUGCACUUUCCCCAACCAAAUCCCUUUGUAACCACCGAUUUCACACUUCAUUGGGUUGAAGCAGGAAAGCCACAUAUUUCAAGAAGUCCUAAGGCACUGAUCAAAACCGAUUUAUGCGAGCUGUGGUUCCGGCAGGACAACAUCUUUCAACUUCCCGAUGGAUACAUUAACCUCUAUUUCAUCACUCCUCUUGUUCGAGAAAGUGUUAAGCAUUAUAUGCUUGGAGUGCUUUACACCUAUCUAGUGGAGUUCAAAAUAGCUGAGCAGUUGUACCCAGCUUUAGAGGCAGGAUUAACAUAUGGUCUUUACAUCGGUGAUAAAGGAUUAGUUAUGCGGGUCAGUGGUUACAAUGAAAAGCUUCCUCUCUUGGUGGAAAUAAUUCUAAACGUGAUGCGAUCUAUAGAACUAGAUGUGGAUCAGGUGAACUCCUUUAAGGACCUCAAAAAACGGCAAAUAUACAAUGCUCUCAUAAACGGAAGAACUCUAAACCUUGACUUGCGCCUCAACGUAUUGGAAAAUCAACGUUUUGGCAUGAUCUCCAAAUAUGAAGCCAUUGAUGCAAUAACAGUAGAAGACAUUAGCAACUUUAAAGAUAAUUUUCAUAAGAAAAUGUACGUUAAAGGUUUGAUGCAAGGAAAUUUCACUGAAGACCAAGCAAAAGAGCUAAUGCAAAAGAUACUUCUCACCUAUAACAGCGAAAAGGUGGAUAAUUUGUCGGCUCUGGAUAAUAACCUACUUCAAAUACCCCUGGGAUCGCAUUAUUUAAGGGCCAAAACACUCAACGAUGAUGACUCAAAUACAAUUAUUACAAACUACUAUCAAAUAGGGCCAUGCGAUCUUAAAUUGGAAUGUUUAAUGGAUCUGAUUGAGUUAAUUGUAGAGGAGCCGUUCUUCAACCAAUUAAGGACCCAAGAGCAGUUGGGCUACAGCUUGGGCAUUCAUCAGCGAAUUGGAUAUGGUGUCAUGGCUUUUGUAAUCACCAUAAAUACGCAAGAGACAAAGCAUAAGGCUGAGUAUGUUGAGCGACGUAUUGAAGCCUUUCGAUCUCGAAUGUCCGAACUUGUCUCACAAAUGAGUAAUGAGGAGUUUAAGAAUAUCCAAGAAACUCUAAUCAGUGGCAAAAGGCUGGGCGACACGAGUUUGGAUGAGGAAGUUAUGCGAAAUUGGAGUGAAAUCGUCACCAAGGAAUAUUUCUUUAAUCGCGUCGAAAUGCAAAUACAAACGCUGAACAAUUUGACUAAGGAUGAUGUUUUGAAUUUCCUGAAUGAUUAUGAUAGAAAUAAUCUAAGAAAACUUUCUGUCCAAGUUGUGGGAAACCAUACGUUGCCAUCAGGAUCAACCACACAGGCAAAUUCUCGAUCCGGAUCUUUGUCAGACUUAUUGGAAGAUGGUCAACACGAUAUACCAAAGGAACAAUCUAAGCCAAUGGCCGAAAAGAUCAGGAUUGAGUUUUUGGGAGAGAACGACGACCCCUCGAAUAUUAAGGAUAUUUCGGCCUUUAAAAAAUCUCUUUAUGUCUAUCCGCUGAUCAAUACGAAUCCAAAUCUUGCAAACAAAUCUUAA